GACGUUCACACCGUGAACCCGGACGACAGCAAGAAGAGAGAGAGCGAGAGAGAGGAGAGAGAGGGAGAGAGCGAGAGAGACACAGACCAGACUUGGCUGAUGCACCUCUUCUAGAGCAUCCAUUUCACGGCAUUUGGAAGCGUAGGAGACGUGCACAUUUCUCUCUGAGAGGCGUGAGCUCUUCUCUCCUCUUAAGUCAGUUUCCUCGAGCGACUCCUUAGUCGUCCUGCUUUCAUCGACAGUAUUUUGUAACAAUCCCGUUUCCUCGGAGCGCUAAUAGGUCGUCCUCGGCUCCGGAAGGCGACACCGCAUCUCGUUUGUGGCGAUCCGCAUCUCGAGACGCAAAAACGGAAUAUCCGACGGUUUCCAAGUUGCCCUGGAAGUUGCGCAUUGACAGCACGAGAUGGGGAUCUGUGGCUAUUUGUCGGCGCCGGGCAAAUGCCUCGUCCUCCUCGGACUUAAAUUGUUAAUCCUUGUACCUGCAGGAGUUCCGGCCAGGAGCGGGGAUUCGGUAUUAAAGGACAACAUCACCGUGAGACAGGGGGACAGCGCCGUGUUAAAAUGCAACGUGGACAGCAAAGUAUCGCGAGUGGCGUGGCUGAAUCGCUCCACCAUCCUCUUCGCAGGGAAUGAGAAGUGGUCUCUGGACCCCCGCGUUGUCCUGAUGGAAAACACAGCAGUCACAGAGUACAGCAUCAAGAUCCAAAACGUUGACGUCCACGACGAAGGGCCCUACGCCUGCUCCAUCCUCACAAACAAGAAGCCAAAGUCCACAAAAGUGCAUCUCAUUGUUCAAGUACCGGCCAGGAUCACUAACAUAUCGAAGGACGUCACAGUGAAUGAGGGCAGCAACGUCAAUCUCAUGUGCCUGGCGGCCGGUCGUCCUGAGGCCAACAUCAUAUGGAAGCAUCAUUUGCCAAGAGGCACUCAAAAGUUUGUGACUGAGGGGGAACAUCUGGUGCUGACGGCUGUCACCAAAGAGCAGUCAGGAUCCUUUGAAUGCAUUGCUUCAAAUGACAUUUCAAGCCCUGAUGUCAGGACGGUUCAGGUCACUGUCAACUAUCCCCCCUUCAUUUCUAAAGCAAGGAGUACGGGUACUCCGGUUGGACAAAAAGGAACUCUGCAAUGUGAAGCCUCUGCUGUCCCCAGGGCAGAUUUUGAGUGGUACAAAGAAGACCGCAGGGUUUUCAAUGGACUGAACGGAGUUAAGAUAGAGAAUCAAGGUAAACAGUCGAUGCUCGUCUUUUUCAACGUCUCGGAAGAAGACUACGGGAACUACACCUGUGUUGCUGUGAACCCCAUGGGAAUCACCAAUGCCAGCAUAAUCCUUUAUGGUCCUGGUGCGAUGCACAAUGUGAACGGGGCGGCCGUGUUGCCCCGUGCCUCUGUAUGCCUCCUGUUGACGAUGACCUCACUCUACCUGCUGAAGUUCUGAUGUGAAACGUGAAGACCUUCAAGCUUCUCUCAGCAUUGAGCAGCAAGAACAGACUAUUAGUCCGAUAUGAUGAGAAUGGAAAUUUAAGUGUCAGUGGCUCACCCUUAGUUUUCUUAAUUUUUCUUUCUGCCGUUGAUCAGAGUGGUGUUUCGUUUUUGCUCGCCAAGAGAGAGCGGUGUCAAUCUGAGCAAGGUGAAAAAUUAAAAAUACUGCACUAAUUUGAUGAUGCUAGAGCUACUGAGUUUGUGACCCCUGCCCUGAAAAACUCUUUUGUAUGUGAAAUGGAAAAAAGAAAAUACAUGUAACUGUUGAUAGUUGACUGUUUAUUGCCCAAUACUAAAGUGUACACUCAGAUUACUAUUAUUGUCAUGUCCUGUUCAAUAUCUGUACAAUACCAUUAAGCUUUUUUAAGUAAACAAGAAAAAGGGGAAAAAAGCAACGUGGUUGUUGAAUUUUACUGUAUUUUUACAGUUGUAUGCAAAACAGUAACAGAUCCAUUACAAACAGUUUGGAAUAAAACUAGUACUUCAUGAUUUUCUCAGGCAAAGUCCAAAAGCAUAGUGCAUCCACUUUUUAAUUUCUUACUAUGUGUAGAAAAUGUACAAAUGUGUACGUGGUAUUCCUGCACUGCGGGUUUUUUUCUAAUGGCAUACGCGGCAUCAAAUAUACAUUUUUGAAACACCUAAUCAAGGUGUCAUAGCAGCUUCAAGGCAUAUUUACAUCACAGUAUGCUACUAAAACUCAACACUCACAUGGCGGACAAAAGGGUUGGUCAGCAUGCCGCUUAAUUUGCUGCAGUAAAACAUUUUGAUCGAA
This is a messenger RNA of Gasterosteus aculeatus aculeatus (three-spined stickleback), 2251 nucleotides long. It is a transcript of the gene opcml, whose product is annotated as opioid binding protein/cell adhesion molecule-like. The record is from RefSeq and is a predicted model, not a curated record. Lineage: Eukaryota; Metazoa; Chordata; Actinopteri; Perciformes; Gasterosteidae.